Messenger RNA from Python bivittatus (Burmese python), 6433 nucleotides. RefSeq names its product methyltransferase 21A, HSPA lysine (gene METTL21A). Lineage: Eukaryota; Metazoa; Chordata; Lepidosauria; Squamata; Pythonidae. The record is from RefSeq and is a predicted model, not a curated record. Gene Ontology annotation, cellular component: cytosol; protein-containing complex.
UUCAGCGCUCACGUGCCCGGGACGAGUGGGGGAUCUUCGCGGAUCCGGCGUCGCGUGAGCAAGGGACGGGGGAGGCUGGGCGGGGAUCCUGCCUAGGGCUCGCAGCACCGUGAGGGCGGAGGGAGGACGGAGAAGAGAACUUUGCAGGGAAGCAGUAAGAGAAGGAGAAAUCAGGGUAGGGCUGUAGCGUACGCAAUUUCUUGGCUGACAGCUAAGGAAGUCUGAGGCGGAGUUCACGUGUUGCACAAAACCAUGGUGUCUUGCUUAAGCCACAGUUAGGGGCUUUCCAAUACCAGGUCAUAAUGAGUGAUUUGCAAACUACAUUAGGGGCUAGCGCAACGCACUAAGCCAGACAAAGCUCAUUUAAUUCCGCCUUAGAGUAGAAGUCUGAAGAUAUCUUGACUCCCCUUAAUCAAUUCGGCUCUUCUGUGUUUCAGGACUAGCUAUCGGUGACGCUUUCUCCUUCCGGAGAGGCGCACCAGGCGGACCUAUUUUAUUAUACUGUACGUACUUUCAGUGCUAAGCACGUACGCUUUUAUUCUUCAAGGCCUUUUAAUAUAAUAAUACAUUGACUUUUAAAAAUUGUAUGCCACUAUGGGCUUUUACACUAACCUGCUUCUGCUUUCAGCGCUUUUGUUGUUACAUGCAUUGUAUUUUUAAUUACUGUUUCAGUUUUUAAAAAGACUAAGUUACAAUUUUGAGUGCUCUCCGGUCAGAGCAAAAGCUUUGUUUUGAAAGGCAUAAUACAAUUCUUAAAAUCUAUAGAUUUGAUUGUGUGCAAAAUCACACUAGGUUUUUCUUUUGAAGUGUAAAUCUUACUAAGAAUCUCAAUGUUAUUAACUGCCUGCUCUGAGAAUUUAUGUUCCGGCCCCAGGGCUAGGAAUCCCAGAUUUGUCUGAUUUCUUUGUAAUAUUGAUGCAUAAAGGUAGACAAGUAUUAUGGUUCUUCUAGAAUACUGUAUACUUGGUAUGCUUUAUUUUCUCCCUUUCGGAUCAGUAACUAGCAAUUAAAAUUGAUUGAAUGACCAAAAAACAUCAUCUCAAAUAAGCAGGUCUAUAAGAGUUGGGUUAGGAAGAAUUUUACCAGUUGCAGCUUCUUCUGUCAUUGGAGCAUGGCCAGGUAGAAAAGCUGGCUGCCCCUUUCUAGUAGAUCAAAAGCUGUGAGAAGAAUUGAUAGCUGGCAUUUGCAUUGCACGCUUAUCUGUGGUUAACCAAACCAUAACUAACUCAACUUUCCAAAUGUUCUAGGUUCCUCUGACACAUCAAAACAUAAAAGUAGUCACAUGGGCUGGGUUCACCCAUAACAUUAGGUACAAUAUUAAUUUGUGGCCCAGGGUGUCAUGGAGGAUGUAGCUGUAGAUUGCUCAUGCGUGCCACAGGAUUCCCCCUUGCUUUCCAUCCGUUGUAUUACCUAGAUGGAAGUGCUGGAUAAGCCAAGACAACCUUGCAUGCUUUCUCUCUUUUCCAUCUUCUUAUUCUAGGGAAGAAGUGGAGAUUCUAAGCCAGCGCCAGUUGUGGAAUGGUUGGAAGAAAGGAGGUGGGAAUGUAGCUCUGCAGGUCAAGGUUCAGACAUAUCUAUCCCUGUUUGGCAGAGUUUAGAAUAGAGUCAUCCACCCUUUGAAGGAACAGGCAUGCACUGUUUUGAGCGUUCCUGGAAAUCCAGUGGCAACGGGGACCAGGAGCACUUUCUCUGACUCUGGCUGGUUUGCUAGCUGUGAUUUUUCACUCUGAUUUUUCACUAGUUGCAUCCUACUAUAUUGCCACAGUGUUUUCUGUUGUUGGCCCCACACAUUUUCAUGAAGUUAAAACAUGGUUUGUUUAUAGUGUUGGGUUAAUGUGUUAUGUGAAUUCACGCAACUGUGAGUUACUCAGUUAACACAUAGUAAAAUGUGUGUGAACCUGUCUUUUAAAGAUGUCACGUGAGUUAUAAAUAGUUAAAUGUGAGAUUGUCAAAAUGAUGAUUGGAGUUUGGAGAUUAUUAUGAGCUGAUACUACAUUAAUCAGUUGCCCAUCUGUUUCUGGGCUCUUAUGUUGUUACAUACACAUCCAGCCUAAAGCUGUUUCUGUUCUAUGAUGAAAGGAUUAGGAGUAGGUCUGAGGAGCACAGACUCUUCAUUGUGGCACGGAAACUUGGCAGUGCCUUUCCAGGGGAUGUCUUCUGGGCUUUCCUUCUUCUAAUUAAUUUUGAAAACUCAUUCAGCGGCACUGAAUAUUUAAUUACCUAUAAUUAUAGGACAGAUUUUGCUAUCUUGUAAUUUGGGUGAAAUUGGAUGAUACAGCUCUACUUUGUAAUGAGGGGUUGGAAAAUUUAAAUGUUUUUCAUACCAUUUUAUAAUAAAUUGCUUUGUAAUAAAGUAGGCCCUUUAAAUAAGUUUAACAGUCUGUGAGUCAAUAAUAAUAAUGGCUAGGUCUCACGUUUUGAAGAACAAGGGAUAAAAUAUCCUCAGCCUUCUUCCCCAUUCUGUUUUUUUUUUUUAACUAGCUCUUCUAAGCAUGUUUAUCCAUGCUGAGUAUCAAUCUCGUUCUUUGGCUGAAAUUGAUAAAUUCAUAUCAGUAAAGAUACAUAUAUGGGGAACUGAAUGACAGUGCUACAUUAGGGAGAAGUUUGAGCCUUCUGCACAAAAACGAAAGUCAUUGUUCGACUGAGUUUCCUCAUUCUGCUCUAUGACCUUAGAACAAUAGAGAUGCAAAGGGCCAUCCGGUUAAAUCCUCAGUGGGGGAUUGCAGCCGGUACUGCUCAGUAAGACCUGACCCUCACGAUACCUGACAUCCCAGGGCUUUUGCGUAUUCAGUGCUGAGGCAUGGAGUGAGAGACUUUCUUGAUAAAUGUUCUAUUCUGUGCAGCAUUUAAAAAUAAAGGAUCCUCUGGGUUUGAUGACUCCGUGAAAUGCACGGUAUCUUUGCUUGACGCAAUAGCGGUGCUUUCACUGUCACACACGGAAGAAGAGCAGACCGUAUACCGAUGGGGUGGCCGGGCUGGCAUCUCAUGCUGAGUCAGGAUUUCCAGAAUAAACCCAAGUGGGCUGGGUCCACACAAUAGCCUUAAGCCAGAACCAAGCACACCUCUCUGUAGCUCAGUGUGAUGUCAAAACCCAAUAUUUCUGGGUAGCAGAGCAAUUAAUUGGUUUCAGGAAGGAGUGAACCAGAGUUUUCUAAGAUGAGCCGUAUUUGUAAUGGAGGAAAAAGUCUCUCUCCUUUGAAACAGCAUUACUAACACCAUACUUUACAUAAACUGCAGACUGAUGCCUAGCACAAAUAUUCAUUAUCUGAAGUGUUCAGCGUGUGAGCAGUCUGGAUUGCACACUUGAUGUUCCUGUAAUGACACUGGAUGCUGCCAGCACUUGUGCAUCUAGCGUGAAGAUCUGCAGCAGUGAAAACUUUACAUAAAUGAUGUGAGAUUGGCAUCUCUGUGAAUCAGGACACCGGAUUGUCCUAUGAAAACCGACCUUUAUUCUGAGUAGGCGUGUGUCUACAGCAAACUAUGUAAUUUGAUUAACGGGGACAAAGGAUUGGUCAGGAUUUCAUCUUUUCUUAAGCGUGUCCAAUAAUAAAGGCCUGAAUGGGGUUUCUGAAGAAGUUGACUGUGAGAGCUGCAUGCAAAGCAUUUACCAUGAGCAAUGGGUUGGGCUGGAUGGCCUGAUAGUUAUUUCUGCCUCUUCAAAUCUCAAAUGCUGUUCCUGUGUGGUAUUCAGGGAGACUGUUUCUCUGUUCAUCGGUUGCUAUUACAAUCAAUAGCAUUUUUUAUUUCCACUGGUAUUGGAGCAACUGUCAAAUGGUUCCCUUUUUCUUUAUAUUUCUUUAUUUGUAUUUAUUCUAUGAGGCUUAUGUGCCACUCCAGCCAUCAACUGACUCUGAGUGACUUACGGUUCUACCUUGCAUAAACAAGGCUAAAAUAAUUACAUAAUAUAUUCCUGUACAAACAAGAAAUCAUAUCCCCGUAGAGGGUUCUUACACAGGAGAAUUCCUCUCAAGUAAUCUACCCCUCAAAGCCCUGUUAAAAUAACUAGGUUUUAAUUGCUUCCCAUAUCUCAAUAAUGUCAGGGCAUGUCAAAUCUCCAGGGAAUACUUCUAGAGAAGUGGGCAGCAAUCAAGAAAGCCCAACUCUGGGAAACUUGUAAAUAACCUUCUUUAAGAGAGGGAGCCUCGAGGAGCCCACUCUUCCCAAUAUAUUUGCUGGGAACAGGAGGUCCCAUAGAUAUCCAUGUCCUGGGCCGUGAAGGGCUUUAAAGAUGACAACCGCAGCUUGAAUUGUGCCCAGAGGCUAACUGGUACCCAGUUAGCAACUCUUGCAGUAGUGGUGUUACAUGGGCAUACCUAAAGGGUACCCAUAACUGAGCUGCUGCAUUCUGGACCACCUCAGCUUCUAAGUGGUUUUUAAGGGCAGCCCCAUGUGGGGCAUAUAACAAUGGUCCAAAUAUAUAUGUAUGUACUUAAUGAUUUAAUGUUCAGGUUUUUGACUGCAUGAUUAAAUUAAUACAUUUUACAUGCUUUGGAGUAUGAAAACUAGUCAACAGCUGAACAACAUCCACAUCAUGGGGGCACAUAUCAGUAAGCAUAUUUUGGACAACUGCCAGAAAUUAAUAUCUUUAGAAGUGCUGUACAUUUUUUAUUUAGCCUGGUUUUCAUCACUGGAGUAGAACUGAGAGUUCAGUUUUCAGUGCAAAGAGAUGGCUUUGGUUCCUUAUGACAGCACAGCUAUUUGGGGGAUGCAGAAGUUACAUAAAUCUUCCUCUACAUUCUGUUUUGCCAACCACACAAUUCACAUUAAGCAGAACUGGACACAGUUGGGUGUAGCUGCUGUGGUAUGGGAUGCGGCGGUAGUCUUGUGCACUUUCUUGGAGACGGGAGGUAUUGAUCUGCAAGGACGCAUGGUGAUUGAGUUAGGAGCUGGGACAGGCUUACUUGGAAUUGUAGCUGUGCUACUUGGUGCUCAAGUUACAAUCACAGACCGAAAGCCAACAUUGACUUUACUUCAGUCAAACGUGCAAGCUAAUUUACCUGUCAACCUUCAGCCAAGAGCAGCAAUAAAGGAACUUACCUGGGGACAAGAUUUGGCAGACUUUCCUCCAGGAGGAUAUGACAUUAUCUUGGGUGCAGACAUAGUUUAUCUGGAAGAAACAUUUGCAGAUCUUCUUCAAACACUGGAUUAUCUCUGCUCUGAUGAGACUGUGAUCCUGUUGUCAUGCCGCCUUCGCUAUGAGCGGGACCAGACCUUCCUGAAGAUGCUUAGAGAACUUUUUACAGUGCAUGUAGUGUUCUAUGACCCUGGUAAUGAUGUGCAUAUAUUCAAAGCACAGAGGCAUGUCCUGAAGGGAGAUUUGUGAUUGGUCUGAUCAUGAAUUCUUGCCAGCUCAUAUUUCCAGCAGAACAGUAGAUCACAACUACCAUGUAAUUUGGAAAAAAAAUGUGACCAUCACAAUGGAAGUACUUUAUGAGAAUAAAGUAAAACUAAUCUAUUUUUGUUCCAUAUUUGGAGUUUCAUUAGGUUGAUGGUUUUCUACAAAGACUGCCUUCUUGAUUUACUCAUCAUUAAAAUAAGGAAUUAAUCAGCCACCUGGCCAGUUAUAUAACUUCCUCAGUAAACUACAGGUGAAGGCCAAAGGGGACAUACUUUUGAAGGAAGAAAAACGCUUCAGAAAAAGUGGUGGAGUAGAAUUGGGGGCUUCCUUGGAUGAGUGUCAAAGAAAUAUGGAGCUGGCUCUAAUUCUUAAUCCUUUUCACUCUGAGUAAUACAAAUUAUGAGACUUCAGACUUUUUUUCUCACUUGCAUAGACGAAUGUAUCUUAAUGCCAAAUACUUGGCAUUAUAGUGGCUUGGAUAGAGAAAAAAAAUUUCAAUACAGCUGAUAAACACUUCAAGCAACUUUUUAGACAUCUUUUGAAUCAUGUUUGACUAAGAUAAGUGGCACUGACAAUCGAAGUAUCUGGAAUUCAUCACAAAAAGUUUUCAAAUGUUGUAUACAGAAGGACCAAAUAACUGAAGGGCUGAAAUUUUCUUUUAUACUGUUUUUUAAUUCAUAUUUCAAUAACUCGUGUUUCAAAGUUGUUUUUUUAAUGAAAUUUCACAGAUUGUAUCGGGAAGGUUUAGUUUUUCAGAGUAUAGACAAGAAGCAGAAAGAUAGGACCUGUGACGUGCAGCUUGCAUAAUUAUAGCCAUUUUUUAAAAGGGUCACUUUUCAUAUUAUAUAACUUCAAACAUUUUCAUCACCAGCUACACUUGUGGGAAAGCUGGGAACGGUUUCAUUUUCAUGGAGAGCAUAAGGAACACGCUCGCAAGGAUAUGUUAGCUUGCUUGUGCUUCCAGUUGCUAGGCUCCUGCCUAAGGCUUCAUAGUUUCCAGAGACUCUUUCAAAGUCUAUUCUGGCUAUGUUGCUCAUUCCCACAUGGAUCAAAAGGAAGGGAUAGUUGGCUGGUGUGGGUCUUCCGGGCUGUGUG